GUUGCUUACGCGGCGUGGCCUUAAAUUCAUUCGUUCGACACUUGGAUCUCGGAUCCUCGGUGGCUAGCGAUGGGCAACAAGAACUCGGCCUUUGAGACCAAGCUGAAAGCAAAGGAGUGGCAAUGGGAGCUUGGACGUGAGGCCAAACAUUUGGACAAGGAAAUUGCAAAGAUUCAGAAAGAUGAGGCGAAGUUGCAGGAGCAGAUUCGUGCACAGGCUCAGAAGGGCAAUGUUGACGCAGUGCAGCUUCUCGCCAAGUCAGUGGUGAAAACGCGAAAAGCGGUGCAAAGGCUUGAGAAGACCAAGGCUUCCAUGGAAGCCGUCAAGUUGCAGCUCACCACGCACAUGGCCUCCAUCAGCACCUCCCAAUCGAUCCGUCUCUCUGCGGACAUCAUGAAGAAGAUGAAUGCAAUUGCUCGAAUUCCAGAGGUUAGUGAGACAAUGAAGGACAUGCGAGAGCAAAUGGAAAAGUGUGCUGAUGCCGAGGAGAGCAUUGAAGAAGCUCUCAGAGAGGAUGGCGAAGAGAGCGAGGCAGCUGUCGAAGUGCAGAAGGUUCUGGAGGAAAUGGCCCUAGAUCAGCUGGGGCCACUGGCGCAAGGGCGUGCAGUGGCAGAGCCGGCCAAGGCAGCACCCGCACCUGAGCCCGAGAAGCCCCAAAAGGUCGCGGUGGCUGUGGGCGAGGAGCCGGAGCUGGUGAAGCCGGCAGCUCCUGCUGCUGCAAAGCCAGCACCUGCACCAGCUCCAGCCCCAGCCCCUGCACCAGCACCAGCAGCGCCGCCAGCAGAGGUCGCUCCACCUCCAGCGGCAGGAUAUGCAGACCCCACCGUGCCUGUGGCACCACCAGCUGUAGCACCAGCUGCACCAGCUGUGGCUGCAAAUGCUCCAGCAUCAGGUAGCAGCUUGGACGACGAUCUACUGCGUCGCUUGGAGAUGCUAAAAAAGCCAUGAGUCAAGGGCAGAAGGUGUGCCUUUGCGCAAACAAGGGUUUGCGCUCUUUUGCCGAAGAAGAAACCAUGUACAGGGCUUCGCCACUUCACCCGUGUCAGUCUGAUGCGGGGCUCAGUAUCACCAGGCUUCUGUGAACGGUCUAGCAAUUCUCGGCAUCACUUGUACACGCAAAAAUGGAUGUUUCCCAAUUCACAGAUUUCAAGUGACUUCAAGGUCUCCAAGCAGAAGCCGUUGUUCAAAAGUACAUAGGUUCCACGUCCUCAGUGAGGCUUGCGCCUGAGGUAAAUAGUUUCUAUCAUGUGCAGUGGGCGUGGUCGGGACGGUAGUGGUCCUUCCAAAACCCA
Messenger RNA from Durusdinium trenchii, 1292 nucleotides. The record is from the annotation of a GenBank genome assembly. Lineage: Eukaryota; Dinophyceae; Suessiales; Symbiodiniaceae.